Limanda limanda (common dab) is the source of this 2021-nucleotide messenger RNA. RefSeq names its product methyltransferase 16, N6-methyladenosine (gene mettl16). Gene Ontology annotation, cellular component: nucleus. NCBI's taxonomy places the organism in Eukaryota, Metazoa, Chordata, Actinopteri, Pleuronectiformes, Pleuronectidae. The record is from RefSeq and is a predicted model, not a curated record. Bases 140 to 1807 code for a protein of 555 amino acids. The transcript is spliced from 10 exons. Gene Ontology annotation, biological process: rRNA base methylation. Gene Ontology annotation, molecular function: 23S rRNA (adenine(1618)-N(6))-methyltransferase activity.
GCGAGUGGGAAACGUUCGGACAACGUGAGUUGUGUGAUUGUUCCACACAGUUUCAAAGUGUUGAUAAGUUAACACCGCUCCUGGAAUAAUAACACAACAUCGUCACCACGAGACAAAGGCUUUGUGCAGCUCUGUGGACAUGGCUCUGAAUAAGUCCAUGCAUCCUCGGAACCGCUACAAAGACAGACCCCCGGACUUCUCCUACCUGGCCUCCAAGUACCCGGACUUCCAGCAGCACGUACACACCAGCCUCACAGGCCGCCCUGUUGUGAAUUUCAAAGAGCCGGAGGCGGUGCGAGCGCUGACCUGCACUCUGCUGAAGGAGGACUUUGGUUUGACCAUCGAGAUCCCACUGGAGCGCCUCAUACCCACUGUCCCCCUACGCCUCAACUACAUCCACUGGGUGGAGGACCUCAUAGACGGCCAGAAGCAGCCGCGAAGGGGCAUCGACAUCGGCACUGGGGCGUCUUGUAUUUACCCCUUACUGGGAGCCACAAUGAACGGCUGGUAUUUCCUCGCCACAGAGGUGGACGACAUCUGUUUCGACUACGCUACGAAAAACGUGGAGCAGAACAAUAUGUCUGACCUCAUUAAAGUCGUCAAAGUUCCACAGAAGACUUUACUGAUGGAUGCCUUGAAAGAAGAGACAGAGAUCAUAUAUGACUUCUGCAUGUGCAACCCCCCUUUCUUUGCAAACCAGCUAGAAGCACAGGGGGUCAACUCCAGGAACUCACGCCGACCUCCUCCCAGUUCAGUGAACACAGGCGGGGUGACGGAGAUCAUGGCGGAGGGCGGGGAGCUGGAGUUUGUCAAGAGGAUCAUUCACGACAGUCUGCAGCUCAAGAAACGCCUGCGGUGGUACAGCUGCAUGUUGGGGAAGAAGUGCAGCCUGGCACCUUUGAAAGAGGAGCUGAGGAAACAAGGGGUGCCUAAAGUGACGCACACGGAGUUUUGUCAGGGACGGACCAUGAGGUGGGCGCUGGCCUGGAGCUUCUACGAUGAUGUGAUUGUUCCGUCUCCUCCCAGUAGGAAGCGUAAACUGGAGAAGUCCCGGAAACCGCUGUCCUUCACACUUCCUGAGGCUGGACUGAAGGAGCUGCGGGUCAAAGCUUUGGCGCUGGGCUGCUCAGCCCGCAGCCCAGUGGACAGCGUCACGGCUCUGCUGGAGAGGACACUCACCGACCUGAGGGUGCUGCACAAGCGUGUCCCCGGCAGGGAGCAGGAGCAGAGUCUCGUCCUGACGGCCGUGGAGAACAAUUGGAUCCACGGCCGACAGAAGCGACGUGAACAGAAGCGUCACUUGCGAGAGCUUCCCAGGGCGCCUCACUGGGUGGCCACCAGCUCUCAAACCACCUCGGCUUCAGCUGCUCGUCCAAAGAACCAACCCUCCCAAAACCAGUCUGCUUCCAAUCAAAACAGCAGCAACACUCAGGGUGAUGUCUCUCACAAGGAAACCACAUCUGUACGAGAGGAGACUGACAACGGCUGCUCCUCCAGUAAAGAUGAAACACAGAAGGCGGCUGGAGAACAGAGCGAAGUCUCCAACGAUGUGAGCAGUAAAGAUGUGGACAUGGAGUCUGCAGGCCCAAAGGAAAUGGCUCCCGCGGCGAGUGAGCCCCCGACACAGCGACCCCCGAGCCCCGGUGCAGUCACACACUUCCUGUUUAAGUGUCAGCUGAACGUGAUGCUGGAGGGGAGCGACGUGCUGAUUGAGAUGCACUACGUCGAAGGUCAGAACAAAGACCUGUUGAACCAGCUGUGCACGUACCUGAAGAACUCACUUUUAAAGUCUAUAGCAAGGCCCUGAACCAUCAGCAGGUCCGAUCCGAGUGCCUGUCUGUGGAGAAGUGUCUCUCAGGAGUGAGAAUGAUUUUUCUGUGUGUGUCCAUCAGCAGGCAGCUUUUGAUAAGUUCAGAAAAUGCUGCGUUUGUUCCAGGAAAGAAUCAACUGUGUGCUCAGAUGUUUUCUCUACAAAAUUGUGUAAACAUUUCGAAUAAAUGUAGUUUUUUUAUUGAAUUUUA